AUGGCACCAGGCCAGCUAGACGAGCCGCUGUCCGAGGCCGUGACGGCCCAGCCCACCGUCGUCACAGAAGACGCAGCCGCCGCCGUGGGCGUCGACGAGAAGGCAGGGCCCCAGAUCGCCGCCGACCAGCACAGCGACUCGCUCAGCAAGGACGCCGAGAACAACGGCGCCCGCGUCUUGUACAAUGUAGUCAACGCCAACGGCGAGGAAGAGGCCGUCUCGGAGGACGACCCGCGGGUCCGCGACAUCCCGCCCUACGUGCGGCGCAUCGUCAGCUUCAAGGACGACACGACGGAGCCGACGCUCACGUUCCGCUACUUCCUGCUGACGAUUCUCUUCGUCGCCCCCGGCGCGUUCCUCUCGCAGAUGGCGCACUUUCGCACCACGUACGCGCCCUACUCCGUCUUCUUCGUCCAGAUCGCCUCCAACUACGUGGGCGUGUGGCUGGCAAAGGUGCUGCCGGCGUGGCGCGUCCGCAUCCCCCUGACGCGGUACGGCUUCAGCCUGAACCCGGGCCCCUUCAGCACAAAGGAGCAUGUGCUGGUGACCAUUUCCGCCGCCUCGGGCGCCACCUACAACCUGGGCUACACGCCCAUCUCCAUGUCGGAGCUGUACUUUGGCGAGCGGGUCAACGGCGCCGUGGCCGUCUUCUUCAUGCUGGCCAUUACCUGGACAGGGUACUCGUACGCGGCGCUGGCGAGGCAGUUUCUCAUCUACGAUCCGCAGUACCCUUGGUUUCAAGCUCUCUGCCAGACGGCGCUCUUUGAGACGCAAAAGAAGCAGCGCGAGAACCCGUCGCCCCUAUCGAGCAAGCAGAUGCGCGUCUUCUUCGGCGUGCUCGUGGCCGUCAUCCUGUGGCAGUUCCUCCCCGAGUUCGUCUUCCCCAUGCUGGGGUCGCUGGCGUUCCUGUGCUGGGUGGCGCCGCGCAGCCCCGUCGCCAACUUUAUCGGCGCGGGCUUCGGCGGCAUGGGCUUCCUCAACCUGUCGCUGGACUGGUCCAGCAUCGCCUCGGGCGCGAGCCUGUUCCUGACGCCGUGGUGGACGCAGGUCAUCAUGUUUGUCGCCUUUGCCGUCAACUGCUGGGUGCUGCUGCCGGCGGCCAAGUGGGGGAACCUGGCGAGCUGGAACCACGGCCUGAUGUCGAACCGCGUCUUUCUGGAAAACGGCACCAGGUACCCCCUUUCGGAACUGCUCACGCCCGACAUGCGCCUCAACACGACCGCGUACGCGCAACACGGGGACCUCUACGUCGGCGCGCAGUACCUGUGGAACAUGUUCUUCGACUACGCGGCCUACGCGUCGGCGCUGGUGUGGAUGGCGCUCUUCGGCUUCAGGCAGAUCCGGGCCAGCGUGGAAAAGUUCCUGGAGCGGCGGACGGCCAGGGACGGCCGCAAGGUGACGGAGCAGUACGACGACCAGAUCAACGUGCUGCAGCGGCCGUACGACGAGAUACCCUUCUGGUGGUUCGCGGCGCUGUUUGCCGUGUCGCUCGUCAUCAUGGUGGUCAUUUGCGCGCGGGGGCUCAUCUUCAUCCCCGUGUGGACGUACUUUGUGGGCAUCGCGACGGGGGCCGUGGUGGUGGUGCCGCUGGGCUGGCUGUACGCGCUGUCCAACUUCCAGCUCGCCAUCGGGUCGACCAACGAGCUGCUGUACGGGCUCAUGAUCAACGCCGUGUCCGGGUGGAAGAACCCGUGCGGCGCGUCGGCCUACGGCUCCGUCGCCGGCGACGCCUGGUACCGCGCCCAGCUCAACCUGCAGGACAUGAAGAUCGGCCACUACAUGCACGUCCCGCCCAAGGCCGUCUUCUUCUCCCAAAUCUUCGGCUCGCUCAUCGGCAUCCCCAUCGACUACGCCGUCAUCCGCUGGGUCCUCGACACCAAGUUCGACUACCUCGCCGGCGUCAAGGAGGACCCCACGCACCAGUGGACGGGGCAGUCGCUCGCGUCCAGCCUCACCCUGGGCGUGCAGUACGUGCUCGUCGGGCCCCGGCGCCUGUUUCAGCAGCAUCUCUUCAAGGUGGUUCCCUACGGGUUCCUCGUCGGCGCCGCGGCGCCCGUCGUCCUGUUCCUCCUGCAUAAAAAGUUCCCGCGGGCCAAGUUCAACCUCUUCAACACAACCAUAUUCUUCUCCAGCAUGUCCACCUUUUACGGAAACAUUAGCACGGGCUACUUCUCCAGCUUCCUGGGCGGCUUCGUCGUCAUGUUCUGGUGCUACAGGUACAAGUACGAGUUGUGGGCGAGGUGGAACUACAUGCUGGCGGCGGCGUUUGACGCAGGCUUCAACUUUAACAUGCUGCUCAUCUUUCUGUGCUUCGGGGCCGGCAAGAUUGUGAACAUGCCACACUGGUGGGGGAACAACGCAGACAGCAGCGAGAGGUGUUUUGCACUAGAUAGUUAG
Messenger RNA from Metarhizium brunneum ARSEF 3297, 2397 nucleotides. It is a transcript of the gene OPT8, whose product is annotated as Oligopeptide transporter 8. Gene Ontology annotation, molecular function: oligopeptide transmembrane transporter activity. Lineage: Eukaryota; Fungi; Ascomycota; Sordariomycetes; Hypocreales; Clavicipitaceae. Gene Ontology annotation, cellular component: plasma membrane. The record is from RefSeq and is a predicted model, not a curated record. Gene Ontology annotation, biological process: transmembrane transport.